This is a messenger RNA of Galendromus occidentalis (western predatory mite), 1972 nucleotides long. RefSeq names its product E3 ubiquitin-protein ligase ari-2 (gene ari-2). The coding region runs from base 200 to 1621 and encodes 473 amino acids. NCBI's taxonomy places the organism in Eukaryota, Metazoa, Arthropoda, Arachnida, Mesostigmata, Phytoseiidae. The transcript is spliced from 3 exons. Gene Ontology annotation, molecular function: zinc ion binding; ubiquitin-protein transferase activity. Gene Ontology annotation, biological process: protein ubiquitination. The record is from RefSeq and is a predicted model, not a curated record.
CCGUCGCAGCGACUCGAAGUCGAAAUAGCUUCGCACAGUGAUUCCGAGUGCUAUGGUCGACUACAUUCAACUGCUGGAUGAACUUCAGUGACGGACUCCGAAAUCCGAGGGACCAGCAGCACCCUGUCUUCUCCAGCCGCGAGUUGCGCCCCUUGUUUCGCGCUAAAUUCUCUCCCCAAAAUCCCCGAUCGGGGGCGCCAUGUCUGACGCACAUACCUCAUCCGACGAAGAUGAUCUUUAUGACGAAGGGGAUUACUAUUCCCAAUCGGCGGAUAUCGAAUCGGAAGCGACCGAAGCCGACAUUGAAGCGUAUCAUUUCGAAUGUGUCACACCCGAAGAUGUCGACAAGUUGUUUGCAACCGCCGUCAAUGAUCUCACGGACAAGUUAAUACUCCAAGAAGCCGGGGUGGCGAGGAUGCUGUUGCACCAUUUCCAGUGGAAUUGCCAAGAGGUUGUGGAACGUUACAAAAAGAAUCCCGCGCAGACGUUGGCGCUAGCACGAAUCCGCAGCAUCACCGUAUCCCCCGACAACAACAACGCUCAUUUCUGCCAGACGUGUUUCCAAAAUUUACGCUCCGGCGAGUUCCGGUCGCUCGACUGCGGCCAUCAGUUCUGCGCCGAUUGCUGGACAGCGUUCCUCGAGGUCCAGAUCGGUCAGGGCCGCUCAACGGAAAUCGCCUGCAUGAGCCAAGGCUGCGACAUCCUCGCGCCGAUGGAGUUCGUACUGCAGCUGAUCGCACCGAAAAGCGCACUGCUCGAGGCCCGAUACCUACAGUUCUGUCGGAACGAUUGGAUCCGCACCCAUCCCCAGUUGCGCUUCUGUCCCGGUAGGAACUGUCAGGCCGUGAUUCGGGUCGAGCAGAUCCUAGCUAAACGCGUCAAGUGCUCGUUUUGUCAAACACAAUUUUGCUGCCGCUGCGGAGGUGACUACCACGCGCCGGCGGACUGCGAAACGAUCAAGAAAUGGAUCACCAAGUGCGCCGACGACUCCGAGACGGCGAACUACAUCUCGGCCCACACGAAGGACUGUCCCAUGUGUCACGUGUGCAUCGAGAAGAACGGAGGCUGUAACCACAUGCAGUGCUCGGGCUGCAAGUACGAUUUCUGUUGGAUGUGCCUCGGCGACUGGAAGACGCACGGCAGUCAGUAUUACGAAUGCAGUCGGUACAAGGAGAAUCCCAACAUUGCGAACGAGUCAGUCAACGCGCAAGCCCGAGAAGCACUCAAGAAGUACUUAUUCUACUUCGAGCGGUGGGAGAACCACGCCAAGUCACUUCGGCUCGAAGAAGUCAUGAGAGAGAAAAUCCAGAACCGCAUCAACCAAAAAGUCAUGGCCAAGGAAGGGACCUGGAUCGAUUGGCAGUACUUACUCGACGCCGCGGCCCUUUUGGCCAAGUGUCGGUACACCUUGCAGUACACUUAUCCCUACGCCUAUUUCCUCGACCCCGGACCGCGGAAGGAGCUUUUCGAGUAUCAACAAGCGACCCUCGAGGCUGAAAUCGAGAACCUCAGCUGGAAACUCGAGCGCGCGGAAACGACCCAGCGGGGAGAGCUCGGAAACCAGAUGGUCAUCGCGGAGAAGCGGAGAAGUAUUCUGCUCAAAGACUUCCUCAGUCCAUGAUUUGUGAUCUGAAAAUAACAAAACAGACGCUACGAUCGCACCUAUCUAGUCAUAACUCAGAACUCAGAACGAGCCACGGUCGCGAAUCGACCGCCGCAAGUAAACAAUCAGUCGAUCUAUCUAUCUAUCUACCUCUUGGCCGGCCAGGCAGUCGGGCCUGUCGACGGGGAGGCAGCAGGACAGGCAGACGCAGCGUCCACCUGUCCGUCGUAUGAUCUGCAAGAGCGAUCCAGUCAAACUCCGCCGAACAUCGAGAGUCAAUUUUUCCCGAGUCGAACGAUUCCCCCUCUGAACUCUCGGCGUGCGGCUCCUACGAUCUAAUUGCCGACUCAGUACACUUCUGCUGAGAUC